Molecule: messenger RNA, 1262 nt
Organism: Penaeus monodon (black tiger shrimp)
Lineage: Eukaryota; Metazoa; Arthropoda; Malacostraca; Decapoda; Penaeidae
Product: insulin-like growth factor-binding protein 7
Exons: 3
Coding region: 71-334 (87 amino acids)
Cellular component (GO): extracellular region
Source: RefSeq, a predicted model, not a curated record
CCUUCAAGCAGGAAUAAAGGAUCGAAUGCAUGUAAGGCCGCCCCCACACGCCUAAGGCUCCGGACUCACAAUGCGCGCUUCGUUCCUGCUGCUCCUCUUCGCUGGCGCCGCCCUCCUCGGCCUCCUGCAGGGGACCGAGGCUCAUGAGUGCCCCGAGACAUGCGAGGGAGUGGCCUGCCCUGACACGUCCGACUGCAUCCACGGCACCGUCAAGGAACACUGCGGCUGCUGCGACGUCUGCAACAGGAGAGAGAACGAGAAGUGUGGCGGCCACGAGCACGAAGACGGCGAGUGCAUCCCUCCGCUCGAGUGCAUUAACGGCGUCUGUGGUUAGCGCUCCGGGGCCUACUCCGGCACUGAUGGUCAGACCAAACAACUGUUAGAACGUUAGUAGAAGAUAUAACUCGAAGCAGAAUUCUAAAAUGGCUGGGAUUUUCAAAAAAUAGCCACGUAAUAAAGAAUCUAAAGUAAAUUCUAAACGUGAGCGUUCAGUCAAUAUGUUUCACAAAUUACAUGGGUAAAUGAAAUAUGAAAAUGUUCUGUUUGUCAUAUUUAGACAUGAAGGUUUUCCUUCGGAUUUCAGGAUAAUGGAGAGAGAGAGAGAGAGAGAGAGAGAGAGAGAGAGAGAGAGAGAGAGAGAGAGAGAGAGAGAGAGAGAGAGAGAGAGGAGAGAGAGGGAGAGAGAGGGUGGGGUGGAAAAAAAUGGAAACUGACAUUUCAAGAUAAAAGAAAAGAGAGAGAAUGGAAAAAAACAGGAAAAUAUGGAAACCUUGACAUUCCAGGAUAACGGAAAAGAGAGAGAGAAAAUGGAAACAGUAAUAUGUCAUUCCUACGCUCCACUGAACACUAUACGGAAGAACCAAAUCCCAUUUUAAUUCAGGCUCACGCAAUCGAGACAGUCACGUCUCUAGUUUUACACACUGUCUUUCCCAACUUCAAGAUUACUGUUCAUAAACUACCAUAUACGUUAAGGUAUCAUAUGCAGUUAUAACUCAAGUUCAAAUAUGAUUCCAUCAUUACGAAAACUUCAGCAAACUUCUACUGUUAUUCACCAUCGUACUCUGGAAAAUCGAGCUCGCUUUGACAAAUUCUUUUGUUUCUUGUCAAGUCAAACCGUGUUUUAAGAUGUUUUGUUAAUGUGCAAAAAACGGUAUUCUGAUCAGCAGGGAAAAUUCAUGUAACUGCCCUGUUUGGCAUUGCUAAUGUUGUAUGCUACUGAUUUAUAUAACCGGUUCAUAUAUUAUAAUCAUAAAAGUUCAUUA